This is a messenger RNA of Ilex paraguariensis (yerba mate), 1331 nucleotides long. The record is from the annotation of a GenBank genome assembly. NCBI's taxonomy places the organism in Eukaryota, Viridiplantae, Streptophyta, Magnoliopsida, Aquifoliales, Aquifoliaceae.
UCUCUCUCUCUCUCUCUCUGUGAAAAUCUCUCUCCCUCCCAUGUCGACCAUGUCACGAACCCUAAACCUCUGCGGAGUCCUCUCCGAGGCAAAACGCAUAAUCAACGCCCACUCUCGCCACUUCUUAUCCCUCUCUGUCCUCUUCCUGUUACCUCUCUCUUUUUCUUUCUUUAUCUACCCUACCCUUCAAUCCACCCUCUUCCAAGGCGACAUCGAUUACACCCAAUUCCUCCUCCGAUUGUCCUCCGACCUCCACUAUCCCCCCUCUAAAACCCUAAUUCUUUAUCUCAUCUACGCCUUCUUCGUCGUCUUCCUUUCCCUCUGUGCCUCAGCAACAAUCACUUACAGCACCUUCCAUGGAUUCUACGGUAGACCUGUCAAGUUCAUGUCCGCCAUCAAGUCGCUCUUCCACUCAUUCGUACCUCUUGUGAUUACAAUGGUGGUUUCAAAAACAAUUGCUGUAUUGAUGUGUUUGAUUUUUGGCCUUUAUGUCGUUUUAGUGUAUAGAGGGCUUCAGAUUUUAGGGUUUGAAAUCGAUUAUAAUUCGAGUUAUUUUAUUGGGUUUUGCGUAAUCGUUGCGAUAUUUCUUGGGUUGGUCUUAAUCUGGUUACACGUGAAUUGGGCAUUGGCUAGUGUAAUUGUGGUGGUGGAAUCAAAAUGGGGGAUUGAGCCGUUGCGGCGAAGUUUUUAUUUAUUAAAUGGGAUGAGAUGGGUUUCGUUGUCGUUGUUAUUGUAUUUUGGGUGUUUGAUUGGGUUACUGACUUGGGGAACGAUGCCGGCGGUGUAUUACGACGGAGUUAGUGGGUGGAGAAGUUGGUUGUUCAUAUUGCAGACGGUGGUAGGUUCGAGUUUUGUGACAUUGUUGAUGCUUCACGUUGUGGCGGCACAUGCGGUGUUGUACAUGUAUUGUAAGGCUUUACAUGGUGAAUUGGCUUUUGAUAUAGCUGAGGAGUUUGCUCACGAAUAUGUUAGCUUGCCUUUCGAUGAUGAGAAGGUCCCUCAUGUUGUUCAUGUCGUUCAAAUCCAACCUUGAGGUUAGCUAGCUUGCCUUGCCAUGUCUCUGCAUUUACUUUGUAGUUCUUGGGUUUCUCUUUGUUGAUGUAAUAUAAUAUAUGUAAUCAAACCUAUAUGCCUUUUGGAGGUUACAAGACUUGUAGAUACUUUUGGAUAUCUGUCAAGUGUCAGAUUAUUACUAUAAUCUUUUCUGAAGUUGGGCAUUGCUGCUCAUAUGGAAUAUUUUCGCUUCAAUAUGUAAUAUGUGAUUAGCAAAAUGGGAUGAGUACAUAUACAUGGAAUUAGGUGUGUUGCAGAUAUGUAAUGUGUGAUUAGUG